Molecule: messenger RNA, 1525 nt
Organism: Fusarium redolens
Lineage: Eukaryota; Fungi; Ascomycota; Sordariomycetes; Hypocreales; Nectriaceae
Exons: 2
Coding region: 110-1273 (387 amino acids)
Molecular function (GO): RNA binding
Source: RefSeq, a predicted model, not a curated record
UCUGCAUCCGCCCUCUUCCCAUUUUUCUUCCUGUUUAUUCUCCCCGACUAGACAUUUACCCUUUCCCUACCACCUCUUUACCCCCCCUCUACCUUAAUACAUAAUCACAAUGGCUAAGACAAAGACAAAGGAGAGCAAGCCCAAGGUCGCUGAGCCUCUCAGCACCGUCAAGGCUGGAGGCAUCACCAAGCCUUCCAAAUCCUCCAAGUCCAAGUCCAAGGAGCUUGCUAAGGCUGCCGCCAAGAAGGUCACCAAGGAGAAAGACGCCAAGAAGAGCAAGAAGAAGGCCGAGCCCGAGUCUUCUUCCGAAUCUGAGUCUGAGAGCGAGUCUGAGGCUUCCGACUCCGAUUCCGACUCUUCUUCCUCUGAGGAGGAGAAGAAGGUUACUAAGAAGCCUGCCACCAAGGCUAAGGCCAAGGCCGCUGAGUCUUCUUCUGAGUCCGAGUCCGGUUCUGAUUCCGACUCCGAUAGCGAGUCUGAAGAGGAGAAGCCCAAGGCCAAGGCUACCAAGGUCAACGGCACUGCUAAGGCUGCCGCUCCCGCUAAGAAGGCUGAGUCUUCCGACUCUUCCGAGUCCGAGUCCGGCUCCGGCUCUGACUCCGACUCUGACUCCGAUGAUGAGAGCGAGGAGGAGAAGCCUGCUGCUAAGGCUGCUGAGAAGAAGGCCGAUUCUUCUGACGACUCCGACUCUGACGAUUCCGAGGAUGACUCCAAUGACAGUGACAGCAGCGACUCUGAUGAGGAGGCUGGCGCCAAGGUUGAGAAGACCGAGGAGGCUCCCUCCAAGAAGCGCAAGGCUGAGGAUGAUGGUGAUGCCGAUGCAAAGAAGACCAAGACCGACGAGCCCACUACUCUCUUCGCCGGCAGCCUGAGCUGGUCCAUUGACGACAACGCCCUUUACGAGGCUUUCAAGCAUAUUGAGGGUCUUGCCAACGCCCGUGUCAUGACUGAGAAGGGUACUGGUCGCAGCCGUGGCUUCGGUUAUGUCGACUUCAACGAUGCUGCCUCUUGCACCAAGGCCUACGAGACCAUGCAGGGUGUUGAGCUUGAGGGCCGUGCCAUCAACCUCGACUACGCCAACGCUCGUCCCGCUGAUGCCAACCCCCAGUCUCGCGCUGCCGAUCGUGCCCAGCGUCAUGGUGACACUGUCAGCCCCGAGAGCGAUACCCUCUUCGUCGGUAACCUUCCUUUCGAUGUCGACCAGGACAUCGUCCGAGAGUUCUUCAGCGACGUCGCUGAAGUUGCCAGCGUUCGCCUCCCUACCGAUCCGUAAGUAGCAAUGUCCACUUUGCCUCCGUGCUCCAGUUACUAACUCUCAACAGUGAUAGCGGUAACCUCAAGGGUUUCGGUUAUGUCAGCUUCAACUCGGUUGAGGAUGCCAAGCAGGUCUUCGAGGCCAAGAAUGGUGCCCCUAUCGGCAACGGACGUAUGUCCCGCAGCGUUCGCCUGGACUAUGCUAGCAGCAGGCCUCAACAGGGCGGCGGCGGCGGCGGCUUUGGUGGUGGUCGUGGAGGUGGUCGCGGUG